This is a messenger RNA of Vanessa atalanta (red admiral), 2706 nucleotides long. Its product is annotated as glucose-1-phosphatase-like. Gene Ontology annotation, molecular function: sugar-phosphatase activity. Gene Ontology annotation, cellular component: outer membrane-bounded periplasmic space. The transcript has a single exon. Lineage: Eukaryota; Metazoa; Arthropoda; Insecta; Lepidoptera; Nymphalidae. Gene Ontology annotation, biological process: dephosphorylation. The record is from RefSeq and is a predicted model, not a curated record. The coding region runs from base 262 to 1521 and encodes 419 amino acids.
AAGUGUAAAUUCGGAAAACACAAUGUUAUUGCAAAUUACUAUUUUUUUAAAUAUAUUUAAUGUUAUAUUCAUUUAUAAGGGUUAUUAAAUUCAAAGUAAAUGUAUAUGAUAAGGUGCAAAUAAGAUUAAAUAUUACCAUGUAAAACAUUGUAUUUUUAGGUUACAAUUAUAUGACCUUUUCAUCAUCGUAUUUACACAUUUAUCUUACACAAUUUUAUACGUAGGUAGUAUGCAUCUUUCUUUGUUAAGUAUUCAACCAUCAUGCGUGACAAACGCGAAACUAUUAAUACACUAUUUUUUAUAUUAAUAUGUGUCAUAAUACAAGUGAUUGUUUUCGUGUUUAUAUUUUUUUCAAAUGUGCCAUCAAUGAGAUUAGAGCAAGUAGUUAUAUUAAGCAGGCAUAAUGUGAGAACUCCUUUGUCUAAAAACCUUGGCAGAAUGACCCCACAGCCAUGGCCACACUUUAAGGAAAAACCUGGAUAUCUUACUGAAAAAGGUUUUGUUUUAGAAGGCUAUAUGGGUACUUUUUUUUUCAGUUGGUUACAUAAUGAAGGUUUACUAUCUAAAAAUUGUCCAACAGAUGAAGAAUUCUAUGUAUAUGCAAAUUCAAUGCAGAGAACACUGUUCUCUGCACAAGCAUUUGUUAAUAAAGCUUUCCCAGAUUGUAACAUUACAGUGCACCAUACUGAUCUAAAUAAAACAGAUCUCAUUUUCAAUCCAGUAAUACAUAAUUCUUCAGCAAUUUUUAAAGAUAUUGCUCUUAAAGAAAUGAAAUAUGUUUUAGACAAUUUAAAUUUAGAGCAAUCCUAUAAAUCCAUGGAAAAUAUUCUCAAUUACAAAUACUCAGAUCUUUGUAAACUAGAUAAUGAAUGUGACAUGAGUAAGGAUAAAAAUCAAUUAGAAAUAUUGGUAGGCAAAAAGCCUAAACUCUCGGGACCUUUAAAAUUGUGUAAUGAAGCUAUUGAUGACUUUUUGAUGUCAUAUUAUAAUGGAUUUCCCAUGGAAGAUGUUGCUUGGGGCAAAUUAAAUGGAAAAAAUAAAUGGCAUUCAGUUUUGGACCUUACCGCUGGUUAUCAUAAUGUUACUUUUAACACAACCCAUGUCUCAAAAGAUAUAGCAAAACCACUUUUAAAAUAUAUGACUGACAUAUUCAAUGAUAAAAUCUCUAAUGUUGUUUUAUUAAUGGGGCAUGAUGCAAAUAUUAAUGUAAUGUUAAACGCAAUGUCUUUUAAACCAUAUAAUUUAUCGGAUAGUUUUGUUUCAACACCAAUUGGCGGGAAGAUUGUUUUCCAGAAGUGGUUUGACAUGACAUUAAAUAAAUAUUUGCUAAAAAUUAAUUAUAUUUAUCAAACAAAUAAACAGCUGAGACAUGGUCAUGUAUUAUCACUAAAAAGCCCGCCAAACUUUGCUUUGUUAGAAUUAAAAUAUUGCAAAACAGAUAACAACGGUUUUUGUCUUUGGGAUGAUUUUAUUCGAUUUUUAAAUAAAAUUUAUGACGAUAAUUAUGAAGCCUUGUCUUAGAUAUAAAAAAACGAUCAUAAAAUCUUAUUCAUAUGACUGCAAAUACUACAGUUUACUCGAAUAGAUUAAAUGUGUUAAUAUAAGUAACUAUAUCAUAAAAAAAUAUGAAGUUAAAAAAAAGUUAGUGUGCUAUUUGCGUUAGAGGAACGUGUUUAAAUUGUAAACUGGAAAGUGUAAUAAUGGUCAGAUAGCUACCAUGAUUCGUCUAGAUAUUUGUGAUUGAAGAAGUUAAAUUAAUUUUAAUUAAACUAAGAGUGUACCCACAAAAGACGGCUCAGUUGGCAAAGGAGAUUUCUAAAGGGACAUACAAAUCACGAAACCUUAAAACAAAAUAAUAUGACGUUUUCUAUGAAAUUUUAUCUCCUAUGUAAUCAGUGGCAAUUUUUUACAAGAUGCGGUACUAUAAGCAAAAUAUAAUUAAAAGUCUACGUAAUUUUUUAUACAGAAUCUGCUGCAAUUUUAUUUAACGUAUCAGUCGUCGUCGUCAUGAUGUUUUGAGGUGUUUAUUAAGUCUAUCUUUAUAUAUAUAAAAUUACAUAUAAUAAUAAUACUUUAUUUAUAUAAAAUGACAACUGGGCUACAUGUAUAGAGUUCAAUAACUUCUUUGUUUUUUUAAUGUAUACAUUAAUGUUUUGAUAAGAUAUCAAUUGCCAUGUCUUCUAGUCAAUAAAGGUCAACAGUAGACAUACAGAUAAGAUAAUUUCUAUAUAAUAUAAAACAGACUUUUCCCGCCGUCUGUACACUUAGAUUUUUUUUAAACUACACAACGGAUUUUAAUGCGAUUUUUCCAAUAAAAAGAGAAUAAAGGAAAAUUUAUAUGUAUAAUAUGGAUGUUAUAUAGUUUUAUUAUAAUACAAUAGUAAGCACAGAUAAUGUUAUCUGUACUUACGAUAGUUCGAUAAACUCUUCAAUCUUAAAAAACCUUUAUCACUGGGCUGUUCCAGGAAGUAGUUCCCGUAGUUAUUAAGAAUAUUGCGUAAAAUCUGUAUUUAAAUUAUAAGAAAAUUAAAAUAUAUAGGUAUAUGUUUAUUUUUAAAUAAUAAGGAAUAUAUUUUGUAAUUUAAGUAUAGAUUUGUUUUUAUAUUAAAAAUAAUUAUUGAGAGGAUUGUAAAUAUAUUACAUAAUAUGUAUUUUAAAAAUGAUCAAUAUUACGAUAGUAUUUAAGCUAUGUUUAUGUAAAAAAAU